UUCCUUUUGAACCGGAAAUGUAAUGAGUUCACCUUGUGUCCAAACUCGAAGCAUAGAGACGAGGCGAACAUUUAAAGCUUGGGCGAGGAUUUUAACAUACAAAUGAAAUAUAAAUGUCACCUUAGCACAGCAGCAGCGUGUCUGCCUGUUCCUUCAACAGGAAGAAAAUAUGAAACAAGACGUGAGGAUACUUUUGUUGGGGGAACCCAAGGUGGGGAAGACUUCCCUCAUCGUGUCAUUGGUUGGCGAGGAGUUCCCAGAGGAGGUUCCGUCUCGAGCUGAAGAGAUCACCAUCCCUGCUGAUGUCACUCCAGAGAAGGUGCCGACACACAUAGUGGACUACUCAGAAAAAGAGCAGAGUGAUGAGACCCUGAGAGAAGAGAUUCUCAAGGCCAAUGUGGUGUGUGUGGUCUAUGAUGUCACCAACGAGGACUCGAUAGAGAAGAUCAAGACUAAAUGGAUACCUUUAGUAAAUGGAGAUGCAGAGAAAGGAAACAAAGUACCAAUCAUUCUUGUGGGGAAUAAGUCGGAUCUGCGCUCAGGUAGCUCCAUGGAAACCAUUCUCCCCAUCAUGAACCAGUUCUCUGAAAUAGAGACAUGUGUAGAGUGUUCAGCUAAAAACCUCAAAAACAUAUCAGAGUUGUUCUACUAUGCACAAAAGGCAGUCCUCCAUCCCACUGCCCCCCUGUAUGACCCCGAGGCCAAACAGCUCAAACCUUUGUGUGUCCAAGCGCUCAGUCGAAUCUUUUACAUCUCCGACCAGGACAACGACCGCGUCCUCAGUGACGCUGAGCUCAACUAUUUUCAGAAAUCUUGCUUUGGGAAUCCCUUGGCACCACAAGCCUUAGAAGAUGUAAAGACAGUGGUUUGGAAAAACACCAGUGAUGGAGUGCAGGACAAUGGCCUGACCCUAAAUGGUUUCUUGUUCCUUAAUACAUUAUUUAUCCAGAGGGGCAGACAUGAAACCACAUGGACAAUCCUCAGGAAGUUUGGUUACGAUGACAACCUUGAACUGACUGAUGAUUACCUUUACCCCGCACUACACGUUCCUGCGGGCUGUACCACUGAACUCAAUCAUUUGGGUCACCAGUUUCUCCAGCGGCUCUUUGAAAAGUAUGAUGAAGAUAAAGACUCUGCGUUGUCAGCGGCAGAGCUGAGAAAUCUGUUUUGUGCUUGUCCCUACAUGCCAUGGGGGGCCGAGGUCUACAUGACAGUCCCGACAACCGAUGAGGGUUACGUCUCUAAUCAUGGCUUCCACUGUCAGUGGAAGCUUUCUGCUUAUCUCGACAUACAUCGUUGCUUGGAGCACCUCGGAUACCUGGGCUAUCCUAUCAUUGCCGAGCAGGAGUCGCAGACCGCUGCAGUCACAGUGACGAGAGAGAGGGGGGUGGACCUGGAGAAGCGCCAAAGUCAGCGGUCAGUGUUUUUGUGCAAGGUGAUUGGCCAGCGGGAGACGGGGAAAACAGCCUUUCUCCAGGCCUUUGUGGGCCACAACACUGUGAACAAGGACGCUAAUAGCAGCAGUGCCUUCUCCCCCUUCGCCAUAAACACUGUCCAAGUUGGCAAUCAAGAGAAAUACCUUAUUCUCAAUGAGGUGGAUGUAGAGGCGGACUUCCUGAAGGCAUCAGAUGCCCACUGUGAUGUUGCAUGCCUAAUGUAUGACACCAGUGACCCACAUUCCUUUGAUUACUGUGCUAGUAUAUACAAGCAACACUACAUGGACAGCAACAUUCCAUGUGUGUUGGUGGCAUCCAAGCAAGACCUUCCUGAGGUCAAGCAAUUCCAUGGGGUGACUCCAGCUGAGUUCUGUUAUAAACACCGACUGCCUCAACCGUUGCCUUUCUCCUACAUGUUUCCGGACUCCAACAUCAAGAACAUCUACGCUAGACUUGCUUGGGCUGCUGUGUACCCACACCUGAAUGGUUCAGACAUGAGCAACACAUCCUUCUGGUUGAGAGUGGCAUUGGGUUCCGCUGUGGUUGCAGUUCUGGGCUUUGCCAUUUACAGAGUGGUUGUACGACUGAAAUGACCAGUGCCAGCAGUGUGGUUUGUUUGUUUGUUUAUGUGUUUGUCGUUACAGCCACACACAUUACAACUCCCAAUAGAGUCUGUCCUCAUCAUCGGUCAGUUGAUUUCAAAAGCAUUUCUUUUUGCCAUAUGCAGCAUUUCCCUGCCUUACCUUGCCUUUGCCCAGCUUAAUGUUGGCCUGUCUGCUUGAUGCAUCGAUACAUAAACUACUGCUCAUGUCCCAAUGGUUGCUCAAGCUAUCAAUAAUGGACAGAAAGGAUGGAGCAUUUUAUCAAUUGAGUGUUCAUGAGAUUGGAAGGCUUUUAUAUUGUAUACAUUCAAUUUUUCAUAAGCAAACAAACGGUGGCAUUUCGCUCACCUAGUAUAACUUUGCUCAUCAUUAAGCAGCAAAUGAGCAGCAACGUGUGAUUGCAUUUUAUUUGCAUCUUGGACGCGGACUUUGCCCUAAGGGGGAAUAGUUGGGAUUGGCUUGAUUUGUCUUGUUGAAAUGCUCCUCAGCUGGAGAGGAAAAUUGCUUUUCAUGGAAUACGUUGGCUGAUCUACAGACAAACCUUUAAAAUAUUGCAUUAUAAUUAUUUGCCCUUGCAAUUGUAUUCCUUUUUAAUUGAGACUGAAAUUGUUUGGAAAUGUGUGUUUAUUAUUCACUUGCAUCUGAAUACACAUUGAUGUAAUAGGAGCUGGGUACCUGCUGGUUUUAUGUCAGAAGUUUUUUCAUAAUGAAACAGAACUGAUUUUAACAUGCUCAAUAAACACACCAGGUAA
Doryrhamphus excisus (bluestripe pipefish) is the source of this 2790-nucleotide messenger RNA. RefSeq names its product ras homolog family member T2 (gene rhot2). The record is from RefSeq and is a predicted model, not a curated record. Gene Ontology annotation, biological process: mitochondrion organization. Gene Ontology annotation, cellular component: mitochondrial outer membrane. Gene Ontology annotation, molecular function: GTPase activity; GTP binding; calcium ion binding. NCBI's taxonomy places the organism in Eukaryota, Metazoa, Chordata, Actinopteri, Syngnathiformes, Syngnathidae.